Molecule: messenger RNA, 885 nt
Organism: Paramecium sonneborni
Lineage: Eukaryota; Ciliophora; Oligohymenophorea; Peniculida; Parameciidae
Source: the annotation of a GenBank genome assembly
AUGAGAAAUAGGUCUCCAAAGCUUAAAGAAAAAGCUCUUUAUUACUCUAGAGACAAUGAACCAAUUCCUAAGCCUUUUGUAAAAUUAAUUGAAAAACAAAAAGAAAAGCAAGACUAAAAGUGGAAUCGUUAUUAGGAUGGCAAAUUCUCGACUCCACAAAAUUUAUACUCCAGUCCAACUAAAAGACCUAUCUUUGCUUUUUCCAAUAAUUUUACUGUUCCUAAACGACUCUUUUUUCCUACUACUCCUUCACACACAUAAAAUCUUACUCCCAAUAAAAUUGAAGAUUAAAAUUUUGAAGAUUCUCAUUAAUCUGCCAAACUAAAUCAAUAACAAGAAAAUAAUUCAAGAAAUUAAUCAUAAAUCAAUCUUUUCGAUAAUUAAAUCCUCAAUGAAGAAAAAAAUGAAUUUUAGACACCAGCUUAAUUUGAUGCUUCACCUGAUAUUCAAAUAAUCAAAUAAGAAGAAUAAUUAAAUCCACAAGAAGUUAAGGCAUCUAAUAAUAUUUCUAAUCAAUUCAUUACACUAGAAUAUCAAUAACCAAUAAUUGAAGAUCAUUCAAAAUCAGAAGCUCUUCCUUCUAUUCAAUCUAUUAAUUAAGAAAUCAAUUAAUAUUCUUUGAGUAUUCAAACUAAAAUUACUGAACUUUCAUAUUUAAAAAAUGUUCAUACAUAACAAUUCAUCAAAUUACUCUAUUAAAUAUAUGAAAUUUUAAAAUAAAUUGAAGACUCAACAGACAAACAAAAAAUCACUUUAAAAACAAAAAUCCUUUAAGAUUUAAUAGCUUUCUUUGCCACUGUUCUUCCAGAAUUAGAAUGCAAAAUAAUAUAAGAAAUUGUUUCAACAUCAAUCACAUUAACAAAUAAAAAAUUACUAGCACUUUGA